This is a messenger RNA of Aedes aegypti (yellow fever mosquito), 2509 nucleotides long. RefSeq names its product rab-like protein 6. NCBI's taxonomy places the organism in Eukaryota, Metazoa, Arthropoda, Insecta, Diptera, Culicidae. The transcript is spliced from 4 exons. Gene Ontology annotation, molecular function: GTPase activity; GTP binding. The record is from RefSeq and is a predicted model, not a curated record. Gene Ontology annotation, cellular component: nucleus; cytosol. Bases 342 to 2192 code for a protein of 616 amino acids.
UUCAGUCCAGUGUAUGUGUGUGUAGAAGUUUAUGAAUGAAAUCUGCAAAGUGCAUUCGGUUCUCUGUGCAUUCUCCUGUUAUUUCUCCAUCUGUUUCACAUCGGAAUCUGUAAUCUUGUGAAGAAUCGAAGAUAAGAGCACCAUUCCCACAAAACGAGUCCGAGUGUCCUUAUCAGUGGAUAGACACGGUGGAAAUGUAAAUACAAUGGCCUCACCAUCAUCAGUCGAGCUCGAGCAGAAACGAGAAAAUUUUCCCUUACAUUGAGGUCACCGAACAGAGAAGCAGCUGCUGCGUUGCGUCGUCAUCGAUUCGUCGAAAAAAAAAAACAGACGUCGGCAGGAUGUUUUCCGUAUUCAAGAAGUUGGCCACAAAGGGGGACGGCCCUGCCGGUGGUGCGGGCGGAGGUACUUCUGCCGUGCCGGGUUCCGUCGGGCAGCAGAUGUCCGAUUCGUUGAAAAAGAAAUUCUCCCGUGGAGUUCAGUACAACAUGAAAGUAAUCAUCAAGGGUGAUCGAAAUGUGGGAAAAUCGUGUCUUCUGGAACGACUUCAGGGCAAAGCAUUCCUCGAGCAGUACAAUCCAACCGAGCAGAUCCAGGUGGCCUCGAUUCAGUGGUCCUUCAAGGCAACGGACGACAUUGUCAAGGUCGAAGUCUGGGAUGUGGUUGACCGCGGAAAAUCCAAGCAGAAAACCGGUGGCUUGAAGCUGAACACGGACGCCCUAGCCAAGGAGGACAUUCCGGUGCUAGAUGCCGAGUUCCUAGAUGUUUAUAAGGGAACCCAUUGUGUCAUCAUGAUGAUGGACAUUACCAAGGCGUGGACGUUCGACUACGUGUGCAGAGAGUUGCCAAAAGUGCCGGGUGAGAUUCCGGUGCUAUUACUGGGGAACCAUUGCGACAUGGGCCACCAUCGGGUCAUCAGUAAGGACCAGAUCCAAGGUUUCAUCGAGGAUGCCAGCCAGAAUCGAUCGGCGGAGAUCGUUUACGGCGAUAGUUCCAUGAGAAACGGAUUUGGGCUGCGAUUGCUUCAUAAGUUCUUUGGCAUCCCGUUCCUAUAUCUUCAGAAAAGUGCCCUCGAGGCGUCACUCAAGAAGAACGAGCAAGAUGCGGAUAUUUGCCGAUUGGAGAUUAGCGAGUUUUUGAAAUCCGACGAAUCCGAUUAUACUAACUUUUUGGAGAAUCUGAUCAGUCGCAAAAAGUCACAACCGGCAUCGGCUCCGUCCACUCCCCUGGAGCAAAUUCCUCGUCCGACCAAGAGCAUCAUUCUGGGUGGCGGACAUCCGAUAAUCGUUCCUGACAAGAACAGUCAUCUGGCGGUCGCAUCGACCUCUACUGUGAACACUGCCAAGCUUUCCUUGCCGGCAGCAAAUAAGGCAACGUCAUCCCCGACUAAGAAUUCACAAAGUGUCGAAGCUUUACGAAUCCCCAAAAGUGCCACAAUGGGUUCGAUUCCGGUGGAAGGCAGUGGCAGUGGUUUCGUGGCUACAGGCGGUGCUCUAAGUUCUCCGGGAGGGAAAAUCAGCAACGUAGAUGAAUUCUGUCCGGACGGAGGUGUUUUGGACAAAUCCUUCCUGGACGAUGCCUUGGAUGGUCCAACCGUCGCAUCACAAGAACCCAAUCCACUGCAGGAAUCUGAUAGCGAAGAUGAGAAUCACCACAAUCCACUAGUUUCUCGCUUCGAUGACGAGUUUGUUGGUGAUGGUGCUGAUCAACCGGAAGAACCAACCGCCAAGUCAAGCCUUGUCUUAGACUCGCCUCGUAGAACAAACCCGCUUCGGCAUGAGCUAACGCCUUCCCCCAAUCCAGUGGUUGUGGAUCGAGCAUUUUCGUUAUCCAGCAUUGAACUGGAGAUCGAUCGAGUGGACACAACGAAUGCAGAUGCUGGAUCGCUGCAUGAUAGCGAGAGUUGGUCUCUCGAUACGAAGGAACGGCGAUCGCCAGAAGGCGGUGAAGAUGUCGGUUCUAACGUGUCGGUCACCUGCUCCAAGAGUAGUAGCAGUGGGAAGAAGAGUAAGGACAAAGACAAGGAACGUAGCAGCAGCAGCAAGCACAAAAAGUCGAAGAAAUCUAGCCGCGAGAAGGAUGAAUCCCGAGAUGAACGACGGCGCAGCAAACGCAAAAGCCACAUCGACGACUUUGUACAGGAGAUGAAAACGAGCGUCGACUAUUGCGAGGAAGCGUACGAAGCGAUUUAAAAGACUCAUCUAUUGAUGAACUUUCGAACAGAGUGCUUAAUUUGCUAAACUAUUCCUUCCUUCAUGUUUUUUACUGUUUUGAAUAUUAUACUCGUUUAUUUUUAUAUAUGGUUAACUACUAAGAUGUCGCGCUAAAGUUAGAAAACUUACAAACAAGCUAGAUAGUUUCAUUCCGCGCUUGAGCCUAUUGGAUAUGAAUUUGUUAGCAAAAUCACUAUGAAGUCCCAAAAUGCAAUUAUACAUAGUAUAAUAUAUUAUUGGAAUCGUAAAUCAAUUGUUGUAUAAAUUCUAACCACUCGAUGUAAUAUUGAUAUAUG